CCGCUAGCCGGUUAUGAAUUAGCGUCAGCCGUCAACACCCAGGAGGACAAGGUCACUGCGCCCUGGAACACAGACAUUGAUGUGACUCAACCUUGUAUGAUAUUUGAAAAAACUUAAGUUGCGCAACAUUGUCAUCCCUUUACCAUACAAUGCCUAUAUGUUGUGUCCCUGGAUGCUCAACAUGCUCCAAAACGGCUUACAAGUAUCCAAAAUUCAAAGGGGUCCACCCAGUCAUAGGCACCAGAUUGUUCACUAUCCGUCCAAACCAGAGAAAAGCAUGGAGUAAACUUUUGAAAAUUGAAGAUCCCAAUCCCAACUGGAGUAAUAUGAGAGUAUGCUCUAGGCAUUUUACCAUGAAGCAAUACUACAGAGACAAGAUUGAACGAUUUUUGAAGUCGGGCAAACUUCUGUCAAGAGGAGAUACGAUUUUGCUCCCUAAUGCUGUUCCUGAUAAAUGCCUACCAGGUGAUGCUGACGAGGAGCAAAACCUUGAAGAAGUUGACGACGUUUUUGACAGAAAAAUCUACAGAGCUCGUAAAGCCAGCAUCAAAAAAUGCAUAAUGGAGAAGAGUGUUGAAUCAAGCCCGUCUUAUUCGGAAGACAGCCAUGAGUGCGACCCUGCUGAGGGUGGAGGGGCUGCCGACAAUCUUGCCUUGAAUGAAGCUUGUCCAACUUUGGCCAUGGAAAUUGAAUUGGACUCCUGCCCAAUCAAUUCAGUGAGCAGACAAGAAAGUGCUGGUGACUCACUAGAAAACAUAUCAGCACCUGAGGUGCCUGGAUCGCAUCAUGAAGGGAAAGGUUUGAUUGACGUCGAGCAACAAGGUGCCUCAAGCAAAUUAUCUCAAAAUAGUGCUAGUGACGUUCAGCAAGGCUCAUCAAUCGUCAACUUGCUCUCUUCAGUAGGGCUUGGAACUUCUCGACCCUACCUAAGGCUUUGUAAAAUGAACUACGAAGAGGACUUGCCUGAACAUGCUCAAAGGUACGAGGGAUUCUUCAAUAAAUAUCCCUGUGAGGUUGUAACCAGGAAAUUUCUCACGGAUACAAAACAGACAGCAAUAAAGGCUGAUUUAUGGAUUCAAAAUAUGGAGAGGCAAGUGCUUGACCUGGAAAUGGAGCUAAUGAAGUCCAAAUCAAGGGAGGAAACCCUUGCAAAUGAAGUGAAGAGGCGUGAGGAAACAUAUGAGAAAGCUAUGGAGAAUCUUCGUAGUGUAUUCAGCAAAUCACAACUUGACAGACUCAUUGAAAAUAAAAACACUCCAUGGAGCGACGAUGACUCCAAGAAAGCACUGACAUUGUUGGAGGCAAGCAGCCAGGCGUAUGAUAUGAUCAAAAGGGUGUACAAGAUCCCAAUGCCCUGUGAGUCAGCCCUCAGAAAUCAAGUGGCAUCAAUGAAAUAAUGCAAAAGGCAGGUCGGAUUUUCGUGAUGGAAAUCUUACUCUCAUCCCAACCUGAAAAUCUGGCCCUGGUGUAGGGUAUGAGUUGAUUUAUUGAUUUGCACAGAUUGAAACUCAAUAAAGUCA
Messenger RNA from Cloeon dipterum, 1520 nucleotides. RefSeq lists its product as uncharacterized. The transcript is spliced from 7 exons. The record is from RefSeq and is a predicted model, not a curated record. NCBI's taxonomy places the organism in Eukaryota, Metazoa, Arthropoda, Insecta, Ephemeroptera, Baetidae. Bases 150 to 1397 code for a protein of 415 amino acids.